GAGAGAGAGAGAGAGAGAGAGAAAGAGUGAGAGAGAGACUAAAGAGGCGCAGGAUUUACCUCGUUGUGUAGAUUGUGACGAUGCGUCGUGAGCCGUGAGCUCUCAGCUCGUAGUGUUAUCUACUUAUAUUGAUGAAAGGGGCUGCACCGCGAGAGAAUCGUUUCCUCGUCGCCGCGAAAAACACACGCACGCGCCGCGCGUGUCUGCAAUCGGGGGAAAACUCGUCGUCUUCGUCGUUGUCGCAAGCUCGGAGCCACUGAUGCAGCUCGGCGAUCUGAUCGCUCGCGGAGAGCGAUCCAACUCUCGGUGCCCCGUGAGGUGGCGGCACGAAUCCACAAGCCCACUUAUACCCAAGCAACUGAGUAGUCUACCUCGGUGUCGCAUCCUCUCGGCCCUCGACGCGUUUGCAGUUCACGCACCCCCCCGACCACCGCUCCUUCUCUUACUCCUAUAUAGACGAGUAGAUCGAGAGCAUAGAGCGACGCGGCGCGACAUCUGCAGGUCGAAAGCAGUCAUCAGCGAAGGUUGGCGGUGUGUGUGCGUGGAUCGGAGACUCCACGGACUGCUACGACUAGCGGAUCUCGUCGGUCGUCGGAGCUGCGCGCGAGACUGCUGCUACUGCUGCUGCCGCGCGAGAGAGAGCGAGCGAGUAGGAGAGAGAGCAAGCGUGGCUAAUCAAGGCACCAAGAGAAAGAUGAGCAGUUCGGAGGAAGUCUCGUGGAUUGCGUGGUUCUGCGGCCUCAAGGGAAAUGAAUUCUUCUGCGAGGUUGAUGAAGACUAUAUCCAGGACAAGUUUAACCUGACAGGGCUCAAUGAGCAGGUUCCACAUUAUCGCCAAGCACUGGACAUGAUCCUGGAUCUGGAACCUGAUGAGGACCUGGAUGAUAAUCCUAAUCAAUCGGAUCUCAUAGAGCAGGCGGCAGAAAUGCUGUAUGGGCUCAUCCACGCUCGCUACAUUCUCACAAACAGAGGUAUUGCUCAAAUGAUUGAGAAAUAUCUGGCUGGGGACUUUGGACACUGUCUACGAGUGUACUGUGAAACACAGCCUAUGCUCCCAUUGGGAUUGAGUGAUGUGCCUGGUGAAGCCAUGGUCAAAAGUUACUGUCCGAAGUGCAUGGAUGUUUACACACCGAAAAGCUCCCGAUAUCAUCAUACCGAUGGUGCAUACUUUGGAACGGGGUUCCCACACAUGCUGUUCAUGGUUCAUCCUGAAUACAGACCAAAGCGUGCAGUUAAUCAGUUUGUACCAAGGUUAUAUGGAUUCAAAAUUCAUCCAUUAGCUUAUCAAGUGCAACAACAAUCGGCCACUACGUUCAAACAGCCGUUGCGAGCGUUGAAUUACAACAAUGGAAAGCGCUAAGAUCGUUUAAAAAUAGUUUAGAAACAAAAAAACUUCUUCACACUAAUCGAAAUGCAAAUCUUAAUUUCGUCCCUAAGAUUUAAAUGAAAUAUUAUUUUUUAUAUAUAUCUCUCAGUCUUUUUCCUUGCGUCUUCGCGUGGCGCUGAUCUGACGUUAGAAGAAGACCGUAAUUUAAACUUUUCACGCUGGUCUCUGCAAUAAUUCUGACGUUGUCAAAGAGAAAAAGGGAGCGUUGUAUAUCAUUUUAAUUUCUGAGCUAAAGACCUGUCUUUCUUUUUUUGAUCGGGAAACAUGUUUGUGCGUGCAACACAAAUAUUCUUAUCCAUUCAAGGAAAGAAAUGAAUAAUUAAAUACAGAAGAGAAGAUGAAAAGCGAAAAAAACCACGAAAUUAAGUAUGAAAAAAGGAAGAAAUACACCUAGGAUAAUAGCUAGGAUAUAAGAGCAAAGAUAAAGUAGAACGUAUUUGUCUGUAUGAGUCACACGCGUCAUUAUGGUUGCUGCCAAGUAGUUCCUAAGCUCAAGAAUGCUUUCCGAUGAUGCGAAAGUUUGUCAAGAAACGAGGAGCGCGCAGGUAGCAUGAGGGAAACUUGAUGAAAUUAAUAAAUAAAAAUAAGUAAAAUGUGCAUAAACUAGAUUUCUUAAUCGCGAAGUGAAAAAAAAAGAAACAAUUAUCAUUAUACUCUACGAUUAUUUUCCGUUUCUUGUAAUUUUAUUUCGAGUUGACUUUUGAUGAAUCUUAAUUGAAUAAUGUACUUGACACGAUUGAAUUUUUUUAAUAAUGUACGGUUAAAAUUCAUCAAAGGUAACUGUAAUCCAAAAAAGCGACUCGAAAUUUUAUCUGUAUUUACUUACAUAUUAUUAAAUGUUCUCAUAAAUGUUUGUGCUUAUUUUACUGUUUUACUUUCGUGGUUUCUUUAUAGUUUUCCUUCAGGAUUCAGCAAUCCAUUCAUUUUUCCAGUUGAAGAACUACUGGUGUAUAAAAAUAAAUAUUGAAAAGAAAAGAAGUAAUGAUGAAAAUGUUGUUAUGCAUAAUUUAAUUUAAUUGUCGAAUAAAAUAAUGAGUGUGAAUUGUGACCGAAGCGAAUUGUUGUGUAGAUUCAUAGAUUCGCAGAAUCAGAUUUUUUGGACAGUGACGAGGACACGCCUGUUAUAUUAUAUCGACUAAAUUAAAUUUAGAGGAUAAAGUUUGUAUUCUACUGUCGUAUAAGCUCUAUUCUUACCGCCCGUUCCGUGUCACACUUCCUUGGAAGUUCGACUUCUUAAUAUUACAUAUUUGCGACGGGGAUGUUGUUUUAACCGACUCUCGGAGCGAACAAUAAUGUUUUUAUUUUAGUUUAGGUUCAUUGAGUAUUAGUCCAACCUUCAAGCGAUUCCAUUGCGAUUUGAACUCGGCAAGCCUUCCAGCGUGAGCGCGGCACGGAACGCCGAAUAUAUAAAAAAACUUUUUUAAACAGAUUUUUUAUUGUAACACUUACAUAAAUGGUUUUUCCUUUUGAA
This is a messenger RNA of Nasonia vitripennis (jewel wasp), 2858 nucleotides long. RefSeq names its product casein kinase II subunit beta (gene CkIIbeta). Gene Ontology annotation, cellular component: cytoplasm; protein kinase CK2 complex. The transcript has 7 exons. The record is from RefSeq and is a predicted model, not a curated record. Gene Ontology annotation, molecular function: protein kinase regulator activity. Bases 260 to 1360 code for a protein of 366 amino acids. Lineage: Eukaryota; Metazoa; Arthropoda; Insecta; Hymenoptera; Pteromalidae.